Messenger RNA from Coccomyxa subellipsoidea C-169, 1621 nucleotides. Its product is annotated as Thioesterase/thiol ester dehydrase-isomerase. NCBI's taxonomy places the organism in Eukaryota, Viridiplantae, Chlorophyta, Trebouxiophyceae, Coccomyxaceae. The transcript has 4 exons. Bases 49 to 561 code for a protein of 170 amino acids. The record is from RefSeq and is a predicted model, not a curated record.
UGCUAUCAAGUGUUCUGGGUGCUCCUGGGCGGAAGGGGCAUUGCGUCAAUGCUGAAGAAAGCAUCGGGAGCCUUCCUUGGACAGUCAUUGCGUCUGUUGGCUGCAUCACCUAAUCAAAAGCUUUCAACUACUGUACGCAGCUGUGUUUGCACUUCUGAAAAAUCCAGCAAAGGGCUUCAGGUCGGGGACGUUCUCGAGUGUCGGCGGACAUUUUCACAGGAUGAUAUCCGAUCGUUUGUGACCACUACAGGCGACUCUAAUCCCAUCCACACAGACUGCAAAGCAGCCAAGGCAUCAAACUUUCAGGGGCCUGUGCUACCUGGUGUGCUCUGCGCCUCAUUGUUCCCAGCCCUGAUCGGAUCCACUUUCCCUGGAGCCAUCUACCUUUCCCAGACCCUGAAAUUCCGCAAGCCAGCUCUGGCUGGGGAGUCUGUGAUAGCGCGCAUAACAGUGGACAGCGUGUCAGACUCGAGGGUAGCAUUCAAGACAGAGUGUUUGAGCGAUUCUGGGACGGUGCUUGUUGACGGCGUGGCAGUGGCCCUGAUCAGCACGAAGCAGUAAUGGACUGCCUUUCCUGAGCUCGUCACAAAGCUAUAGACGCAAUCCAAUUAGACAUCUUUCAGGCAUGGAAUAUCCAAGAACAAGAUAAACCAGCCAGAUAGCUACCUCAAAGACUUGAGUGUCAAGAUUGCUCUGUUGUGCGGGUGUACUCCAUAUGGCGGUUCCUUGGACUGGGUUACAGCACUUGCUGGACCCUGAUUCCGUGGUUACAAGGGAAGACCUAGCCAAGUUAGUCUUCCGUAUCAAGCUGGAUAUCCAUACUGUGAUCUUGGAUCUUACGCUGGGGCGCAAGGUGGCAGGUGCUAUUUACACUGGCGAUUGGAAGCCUGCAACCCAGGCUGCUGACACUCCUCCUAUGGCCAAGGUGGUUGGGCAAUUGCUGGCACGAGCAGUAAAUGGGAUGCUGGUUGAGGAUGGCUGGGAACAGCAGCUGGAUAGCCCAGAUCUGGCCUUGAAGCAAGAAGUAGAAUGCGGUACACGAUUGCAGCCCAGGAUACUGCCUGUAAAGGUAGAGGCGGGAAGAAGGUUGAUACACUUUGAAGGGUACCCAUUCAUUGUGAUGGGCACCUACAUACACGAUACUGUCAGGAGAGUAAUAGGCGCAGAGAGGAAAAGACUCCUGUCUUGGCAAAAGACUGGAAGAAUAUAUCCACUGGUGCACAGAGAACGAGGGCUGAUGCGUAUUGGGGUGCAUCGGCUGGUGUGCUGGCUGGCACAUGGGGACCCCCCUGCGCCUGAUUUAGGGUGUGUGCACAGCUGUGGUGACAUGCGGUGCGUGCGGCCGGCCUGCCUGAGAUGGGGGACGCCGGAGGAGAGCGCUGCAGCCUCAAGCGCGGGCCGUAAGAGGCGGAGAUGAGCUCUUGCUUAUGUGAAAAGCAAACUGCCCUCGAUCACAGCAGGCAGCGUUCUUAGCGGGCGCAUGCCCAGAGUACUUGUUGUCUCUGUUCGAUGUCUAGAUCAGGAUAUGGCGGACAUCCAUGAUGACGCACUCAGAGUCUGAGCUCACAGGACGGUGCCUUGUAAGGCUGGGCCUGUCUCUCAAAGAUUCCAAUGUGAGAUC